AUGCGUUUCGGCAAGACCCUCUCCGAUUCUAUUUACCCGCCAUGGAAAGACAAAUAUCUCCAAUAUGACAAGAUAAAGAAGUUGUUGCGUGAAGAUGAAACUUCUCCACAAGGUCGUGGAGGUGAAAGUGGCUGGACCGAGCAAGACGAGGAGAAUUUCGUCCAUGAACUCACCGUCACUCAGUUAGAAAAGGUUCAUCAACACCAGGUCACGACUUUCAAUGCCCUUAGAGAUCGAGCUGCUGCUUGUGAGGCCAAGCUCCCAAACCAGGAGGCCGAAGACGCAGGGAAAUCCGAGGAUGACCUAAAGGACAUUGCGAAAGAAACCCUGAAAGAACUAGAUAGCAUAUCGAAAGAACUCAAUGAGCUUAGAAAGUUUAGCCGUGUCAACUAUACUGGCUUUCUUAAGGCUGCUAAGAAGCAUGAUAGGAGGAGAGGUCUCAAGUACAGAGUGCGACCCAUUCUCCAGGUUCGGUUGGCUCAGACUCCUUUCAAUCAGGAAGAUUAUUCUCCCCUCCUCUUUCGACUUUCCGCAAUGUAUUCCUGGGCGCGUCAAAAGCUUGGUGAAGAGGAUGCAGAUACCACGGAUCCUGCUACAGAUGCCCGAUCGAAAGACACUUACAAAGCAUACAAGUAUUGGGUGCAUGUCGACAAUCUCUUGGAAGUCAAGACCUACAUUCUCCGCCGAUUACCGGUUCUCGUUUACAACCCUCAAUCAAUGAAGAUUGUGGACUCAGCUCAAAAGGACCCAACUUUGACAUCGAUUUACUUCGACAAUGAUAAGUUCGACCUAUAUCAAGGCAAAGUGGACAAAGGCACUGCGGGAGAUUCCGUUCGGUUAAGAUGGACUGGUCAACUUGGUGAUAAGCCUGAGAUCGUGCUAGAGAAGAAGACGGUCGGUGAGGAGAGCGAGAGCAGAGAUAUUCGCUUAACUAUCAAGGAGAAAUAUGUCGAGUCUUUCCUAAAAGGCGAAUACAAACUGGAAAAACAGAUUCAGAAGUUGGAAGACAGGCUUGGAUCCGAUGCUGAGGAAGUCAAGACAUUUAAAGCCAAUGUGGAAGAGAUCCAAUCUUUCAUCAAAGACAAGGGGUUGGAACCAGUUCUUCGCGCAAGCUAUACUCGAACCGCGUUCCAGAUACCUGGUGACGAUCGAAUCAGAGUCUCUUUAGACACUGAUCUCGCAUUCAUUCGUGAAGAUGCCUUUGAUUCAGAUCGCCCUUGUCGUGAUCCAGAGGAUUGGCACAGGUCGGAUAUUGACAAGGAACAACUUGAGUAUCCCUUUACAUCUAUCAAGAAAGGAGAGAUCAGUCGCUUCCAGCACGCUGUAUUGGAGAUCAAGGUCAAGGAAUCCAAGUUUACACGGAACAAUACUUGGCUGCAGGAUCUCAUGAACUCUCAUCUGGUUAAAGAGGAGAAGAAGUUCUCCAAAUUCGUUCAUGGAGUUGCACUACUCUUCGAGGACUAUGUCAACAGCUUCCCUUUCUGGCUCAGUGACCUUGAGACUGAUAUCCGGAGAGAUCCGGUCACUGCAUUCAAAGAAGAACAGGUUCGCGAGGCCAAACAGGCCGAAGAUGAAAUGGCAGUAGGAAGUUUCUUGGGAACCUCCAAGUUCUCUUCCUCCAUGAAAGGCAAAGCUGGUUCACCGGCGAAGGCACUGGAGCGUAGAAUAUCCGGCAACUUCUCACAAUCUGUGCAAUCACCUGCAAGACCGAAACCAGCCGACCAAUUACAAAGUACCGCCGAGGAACCCGACUCAGACGAUGAUGGACUCCAAAGUGGCAAUCAAGUUGACACCCAGGAAUCUGGACGAGGUUUGCGAUCAUAUCUACCUGCCUUCUCGAAUUCUCGUUAUGCUCGUCGACGUCGACAAGGUACUGCGUGGGAAGAUGCACCUCUCCCUCCUGGCGUGAAGGAUCCUGGUAACUGGAUCAAAGACCAAGGCACACUCAAAGUGGAAGCCAAAGUCUGGCUUGCAAACCAGCGCACGUUUGUGAAAUGGCAGCACAUUUCUGUUCUUCUGGCCACGCUUUCACUCGGAUUGUACAAUGCUGCUGGCGUUGAUAAUAACAUCGCUCGAAUUCUGUCACUAGUCUACACGGCAUUUGCGGUCUUUGCAGGUAUAUGGGGAUGGGGAAUCUACCUAUGGCGAAGCAAGCUGAUCACCGAGCGAAGCGGCAAAGACUUCGACAAUGCAAUCGGACCGUUCGUGGUUUCUGUUGGGUUGGCUUGUGCUUUGAUCUUGAAUUUUGCUUUCAAGUACAAUGCUGCGAUAGCCGAUCAUGGACACACGGGCAAUUCAACGGUGCUGGGAUCUAUGGGAAGGCUGACGCCCACUGAUAUUGCCCAAGAUAUGUUUGUACCGGAACUGUGA
Messenger RNA from Exophiala bonariae, 2370 nucleotides. RefSeq lists its product as uncharacterized. Bases 1 to 2370 code for a protein of 789 amino acids. The transcript has a single exon. Lineage: Eukaryota; Fungi; Ascomycota; Eurotiomycetes; Chaetothyriales; Herpotrichiellaceae. The record is from RefSeq and is a predicted model, not a curated record. Gene Ontology annotation, cellular component: vacuolar transporter chaperone complex; fungal-type vacuole membrane.